CGAAUGUACAACGCAAUCCGCGUCCAAGCUUCUGGCGAUGCUGCUGCGCGCCGCCCCGCAGGAAGCGAGCAGCGCUCGGAUUCCAACGUCACCACCCCAGCCUCAAGCCCGCCAACCUGCGCAGCCCACUCUGAUUCCACCAAUACCUCCUACGACGCCGACGCCGACGCCGACGCCGACUACGACCUGCUCCACGACCUUGCAGCAAUCGAAGAAGAGGACCGAUACACUGCGCUCGAUCCCCGGGCCGUCCUGCUGCCGAGAAUGGCCGAAGACUUCAGCGAAGGCCGCCUGGAGACCUUCGUCGGCAAGCCGCAGAAGGAGCUGCCGGGCACCAAGGAUGCAUACGUCUCUUAUCUUGUAACUACCAAGUCCGACUUCCAAUCCUUCCAACGCCCCGAGUUCUCCGUGCGCCGCCGCUUCACCGACUUCCUCUUCCUCUGGAAACAGCUCACCAAGGAGUACCCACAAUGCGCCGUCCCACCGCUACCCGACAAGCACAAGAUGGAGUACGUGCGCGGCGACCGGUUCGGUCCGGACUUCACGCAGCGGCGCGCACACUCUCUGCACCGAUUCCUCAAGCGGAUAACCCUGCACCCGGUCCUGCGGCGAGCUAUGCUCCUGAUCAACUUCCUCGAGAGCCCAGACUGGAAUCAGCACAUGAAGGGGAGGUCGUCAAGAUCGGCAAGCGCGUCCGAGCAGGGCGGAAGCGGCAUUGUGGAUUCGAUUGCGGAGAGCUUCCUGAAUACCUUUACCAAGGUGCACAAGCCGGAUAAGCGAUUCAUCGAGGUCAGCGAGCGAGCUACAAAGUUGACAGAGGAUCUUUCAAAUAUCGAGAAGGUGGCGGUGCGCGUCGCAAGGCGUCAAGGGGACCUUGAGCAGGACUACAACGACCUGGCGACGCAAUGCCAGAAGCUUAUCACCCUGGAGCCGGGCGUUGAAGGGCCUCUCACGUCCUUUGCUUCGUCGGUAGCUACGACUGCGCAGGGCUUCAAAUCGAUACGGGACCACACCGAUCAAAACUACCUCACCAGCCUGCGGGAUAUGGAUGCUUAUGUCCUCGCAUUGAAGGCUCUCCUCCGCACGCGGGAAAGCAAACAGCUGGACUUCGAAGCACUGAGCGACUACCUCGCAAAGUCUGCAUCCGACCGAGAUUCACUAGCCAGCCAGCACGGCGCAGGCAUGGGAGCGUCCGGUUUCCUCCGCUCCAAGGUCGAGGACUUCCGCGGCAUUGACCAUGAGCAGGCUCGCAGACAGAGGGUGCGCAAGCUAGAGGUCGAGAUUGAGAGAUUGACAGGCGAAGUCGAGAAUGCGAAGAAGGCCACGGAGGCCUUCGACGAGCACACGGUCAAAGAGGUUGAGGACUUUGAACGCAUCAAAACCGUUGAGAUGAAGGACACGCUCGGAGACCUGGCGGAUGCGCACAUCGAGUUCUUUCAAGACACAAUCGAAACAUGGGAGAAGUUCCUCGAAGACAUGCGGAAGGAGGAGGAUGAGAGGAAGGCCACGGCGGCAUCCUCAUAGAGUGGAAGCUCCAGUGCACUGCCUGCUCCGGCAAUAUUGGUUUCACGGAGAACAAUUCCUGGUCAGUGUCUUGGACGAGGCUGGGUUGAUGUCUACCCGGCUGUGUGCGGCGUUUUUUUGGCUCACUAGACUUUGGGCGUAGCUAUUACCUGUGGCUCAUUGAUAUGUUAAUGAUAGAGACUGAACCGUCAUCAUGCCGCGCGCACAUUUGUACAAGUCAACAACAGGUUGGUAGUGAUGUAGUGUCUCAGGCAUGCCAGACGUCGCGCCAAAAUGUCAAGAGCUCGCAAA
Messenger RNA from Trematosphaeria pertusa, 1815 nucleotides. RefSeq lists its product as uncharacterized. Gene Ontology annotation, molecular function: phosphatidylinositol binding. The transcript is spliced from 2 exons. The coding region runs from base 4 to 1524 and encodes 506 amino acids. Gene Ontology annotation, biological process: cytoplasm to vacuole targeting by the Cvt pathway; autophagy. The record is from RefSeq and is a predicted model, not a curated record. Gene Ontology annotation, cellular component: phagophore assembly site. NCBI's taxonomy places the organism in Eukaryota, Fungi, Ascomycota, Dothideomycetes, Pleosporales, Trematosphaeriaceae.